Molecule: messenger RNA, 477 nt
Organism: Coprinopsis cinerea okayama7#130
Lineage: Eukaryota; Fungi; Basidiomycota; Agaricomycetes; Agaricales; Psathyrellaceae
Exons: 1
Coding region: 1-477 (158 amino acids)
Source: RefSeq, a predicted model, not a curated record
AUGCGCCUUUACUACGCCCUCUCUAUCUUUUCCGCAGUCAUCUCAGCGUCUGAAUCUCGCGCUGUAGAGGCUAUCGCGCCUGGCAUUAAUACUGGAACCGCACCCAUCCCUGCAGAUAGGUUGGCCGUCGAUGAUAUCUCCCUCGCCGCUACAUGCAGCGGUACAGCGCCCUUCAACUCACCAGACGCCACCACCCUCGCCGACUUCCUCCUAUUCCAGCCCGAAACCACCGUCGCAGCCCUUCCCAGACUCUCCAUCGCCUGGAUCAGCCUCGGAACGGCGAAGAUCUGCAUUUCUAACCUCGGCUUUCAGUCGAUUAACAUUACAUACACCGAAAUUGGAACGGGCGUACAGUCUAUCGUCGAUACCUGCUGUCUUACCCCGACCUGUGUCGGUGGGACAGAGACUGGACUCGCCGUUGGAGAGACAACCCCGAGGAUUCCGCUUCGUUUGAAAGCAGCCUCCCAGCAGUGCUAA